AGUUGCAACAGGCAACAGGCAGUAGCUGUCGUCUCGAUAACGAUUCGUGACGCGUGAUUCAAUUUUUCCGUUGUAAUUCAAAAUUUCUGAGGGAAAUAAACAGCUAUAUUUGGCUGUGCUUGCGCUAGGUGAAACAUCGAAUUGAGAGUUGUACGGUGUUUGCGUCGAGAAUCAGAGUGACAAUCGAAGAACCUUCGAACAGUUCGGAAGUGCGAUACGUUCGAUCGAUUCUCUGGUGACAGUGUUUUCGCGAAACAGCUGUCCAUUUCUCAAGACUCGCGCAUGCUUGUUCCGAUAAAGUCUGCUGCGGGACCAGUGCGACACGUUCAAAAAGAAUUUGCAAUCGGUUUAUGAGGUUAUGUUGGAGUCGGAAUCAAGAUUCGUCGAUCGUGUGUGACGAGCACGUGGUGGACACGAUUUACGCGCAUGUCAUUCGAAGAACGCGCCACUAAUACGGUCGUCUAAAAACGGACGCGAACGUUUCCUCAUUGUGUUCCUUCCUUCGUCCAUCUCGCUGCUUCUGUCCUCCUUCGACUUUGUUCCGGAUCUGACCGAACGGGGAACGGUAAGCGAGGGACGCGCGCGCGGGCUUCAAAGUUCUCGAAGAGGAUCGACGAGAAGCUCGAACCAUGGGCCGGACGGUGACGGUGGCGGCCUGCACGCUGAACCAGUGGGCGAUGGACUUCAGCGGGAACUCCAGAAGGAUCUUGCAGAGCAUCCAGGAGGCUAAGGAAGCCGGCGCUACUUACAGGAGCGGCCCGGAACUCGAAAUAUGCGGUUACAGUUGCGAGGACCAUUUCUACGAGCCGGACACUCUGCUGCACAGCUGGGAAGCGCUCGCGACGAUCGUCAAGUCGCCCGUCGCGGAGAACAUCCUGGUGGACGUCGGCAUGCCGGUGAUGCACAAGAACGUCACCUACAAUUGCAGGGUGGUCUUCCUGAACCAGCGCAUCCUGCUGAUCAGACCGAAGAUGCGGAUGUGCGAGGACGGGAAUUACAGGGAAUCUAGGUGGUUCUCCGCUUGGACCAAGGAGCGAACCGUGGAGCUGUACUAUCUGCCGCGAAUCAUCUCUCAGGUGACCAGGCAAUGGACGGUGCCGUUCGGCGACGCCGUGAUCUCCACGAAGGACACCUGCGUGGGCUUCGAGAUCUGCGAGGAGCUCUGGAACCCUAUGAGCAACCACAUCCCCAUGGGCUUGGACGGCGUCGAGAUCAUUUCGAACGGUAGCGGCUCGUAUUUCGAACUUCGCAAGGGACACGUGACCGUGGACUUGGUCAAGUCGGCCACGUUCAAGUCGGGCGGCUGUUACAUGUUCAGCAAUCUGCGCGGCUGCGACGGCGGCAGGCUCUACUUCAACGGAGGAUCCUCCGUCUCCUUGAACGGACAGAUACUGAAACGCGGCAAGCAGUUCGCCCUGGACGACGUGGAGGUCGUGGUCGCCACGUUCGACCUGGAGGACAUAAGGAGUUACAGAAACAACAUCAGGUCCCGUACCCACGCUGCCGCGAAAUCGCCGAGCUACCCGCGCAUCAAGGCGAACUUCGCUCUGACCUCGGACAAUCUGAUGUCGAGGUCGCCGGAUCGACCGAUCGACGUCGACCUGGGCCCUUACGAGAACGAUCGCCCGACGGAGAAGCUUGUCCAUCACACGCCGGAAGAGGAGAUAUCUAUGGCGCCUGCUUGCUGGCUCUGGGACUACCUCAGGCGUUCCUGCCAGGGCGGAUUCUUCUUGCCGUUGAGCGGCGGGGUCGAUUCUGCUUCCUCGGCGUGUAUGGUUUACUCGAUGUGCGACAUGAUCGUCGAUUCCGUGAACAGAGGAGAUGCCCAGGUGCUCUCGGAGAUCCGGAAGAUCGUCGGCGACUGCGAGUACGUGCCGACGGAUCCCAAGCAGCUCUGCAACACGAUCCUCGUGACCUGUUACAUGGGCACCGAGAACUCGUCGGCGGAGACCAAGGCACGAGCGGCGGAGUUGGCCAGUCAGAUCGGCUCGUACCAUCACAGCAUAGCGAUCGACGUGGCAGUCACGGCUAUCCUGACCAUUUUCCAACAAGUGACCAAGCUGGUGCCGAGGUUCAAGGUUCAGGGAGGAUCUCCGAGGGAGAAUCUGGCGCUGCAGAACAUACAAGCGCGGUUGAGAAUGGUGAUAGCCUACCUGUUCGCUCAGCUGAUGCUGUGGGUGAGAGGUCGUCCCGGCGGUCUGCUCGUGCUCGGCAGCAGCAACGUCGACGAAGCUCUUCGGGGAUACUUCACCAAAUACGACUGCAGCAGCGCGGACGUGAAUCCGAUCGGCGGAAUCGCGAAGAACGACCUUAAAUCGUUCCUCGGUUAUUUCAGGAGAAAAUACUCGAUAUCGGCGCUGGACGGGAUCCUGAACGCUCUGCCGACCGCGGAACUCGAGCCGCUCCAAGGCGGACAACUCGCUCAGCUCGACGAAGUGGACAUGGGCAUGACCUACCACGAGCUCGGCACCUUCGGUCGCCUGAGAAAGCAGGACUGUGCCGGGCCCUUCUCCAUGUUCUGCAGGCUGGUCCACAUGUGGGACAAGUGUUCUCCGGAAGAAGUACGAUCGCAACUUCGCGUAUCGAAUUCUACGGUUCACCCGGUGGUUGAUAUACGCGGGCGUUCGUUGCAGGUUGCGGACAAGGUGAAACACUUCUACAGGUGUUACGCCAUCAAUCGGCACAAGAUGACCAUCCUGACGCCGUCCUGCCACGCCGAGACCUAUAGUCCCGACGACAACAGAUUCGAUCACCGACCGUUCCUCUACAACCACGCGUGGAAGUGGCAGUUCAACGCGAUCGACGAACAGGUGAAAAUUCUUACCGCUAACGACGAGAAGCCGCCGCGUGGCCGGAAGGAUGCACCGACGAAGGCGGCGCCGCCGCCGGUUCAACCCAGAUACAUGUCGUUCAGCUCUGUGAUGAUCAGUGAGUAAUUAAAACAAACAACGUGCGAUAUCGUUGACGAGGCGCUCGAAUCGUGGGCCCGACAUCGGCGCUGCGAGCCGAAUCAACGAUCACCGAUAAACGAACCGAAAUAAAAGAUCGAAAGCGAAAAAAGCUGGGGCGUCGCGGAGGAGUCAUCCCCCUGCGAUCGUUGCCCCACCCUCUAUAACUCGCACGUGCCCCGCCUUAGUCCCGUGGGAAUCAGCAUCAUCAAAAAGGCGUCAUUCUCUGUUGCAGAUAAAACGCAUCCUGGAGUAGUAGUUUAACCCGUAGCAGUGUGUAGCACACUCUGUCUGUCUCUUAUCAUUUUGCAAUUGCAGCUGAGCGAGCGCGCCGAUCGACGCCGUUUUCCGUUUUGCCGGCCGAUUCGAACGGAUGGAUCGGAUCCGUCGACGUUUCCGCCCUAGUUGGAAGCCGAUCGUCGAGAAAACCCGGUUUGCGGUUCGCCGUUUACAGACUCUCGCGUCUAAGGAUCCGGUGACACCGUAGACUGCAUUAUAUUAAUGCAAUCUGUUCGGUGGUAGCGAAGUCGGUACUUCGCGAUCAAUUAUCAAGCACGAGAUUCGAUACACGGAAAUAUAACGUAUUUAUGCAGA
This is a messenger RNA of Megalopta genalis, 3542 nucleotides long. The record is from RefSeq and is a predicted model, not a curated record. NCBI's taxonomy places the organism in Eukaryota, Metazoa, Arthropoda, Insecta, Hymenoptera, Halictidae.